UCUACCUCCACUUCCUGUAAACAAAGCUCGUCUCUUUAUCUUCACUGCUGUUGUUUCUGUUCAGAAAAUGGCUCAAGCUGGACUCUUCCUCGACCAAGACCAAUUCAACUGUUCCGUAUGUCUGGAUGUGCUGCGGGAUCCGGUGACCAUCCCGUGUGGACACAGCUACUGUUCGGUCUGUAUUAAAGGUUACUGGGACCAGGACGAUUUCCUGGGGGUUUACUGCUGUCCCCAGUGCCGCCAGAGCUUCAACCCGAGGCCUGUACUGGGCAGAAACACCAUGUUAGCCGAGGUGGUAGAUAAAUUCAAGAAGACAGGACUUCAAGCUGUUCCCCCGCCGCAGAGCUACGCCGGACCGGAGGACGUGGAAUGUGACGUGUGCACCGGGAGGAAGAACCGAGCCGUUAAAUCCUGUCUGGUGUGUCUGGCUUCUUACUGCGACACUCACCUCUUGCCUCAUUACGAAUCAGCUCCGUUUAAGAAACACAAGCUGGUCCAGGCCUCUAAGAAACUACAGGAGACGAUCUGUCCCCAGCACGACAAGCUGCUGGAGGUGUACUGUCGGACGGACCAGCGCUGUAUAUGUUACCUGUGUAUGACGGCGGAACAUAAGGGCCACGACACGGUCCCGGUGGACGCGGAGAUCCAGCAGAAACAGAGCCAGCUCGGGGAGCUGAGGAGGAGGUCUCAGCAGAGGAUCCAGGAGAGAGAGAAGGACGUGGAGGAGCUGAGACAGGCCAUCAGCUCUCUAACGCGUUCAGCGCGGUCGGCCUUGGAGGACACUGAGAGGGUGUUUACAGAGCUGAUCCGCUCCAUGGAGCUGAAGAGGUUUGAGGUGAGGGAAUUGAUCAAAGCCCAAGAGAAGACUGCCGUCAGCCAAGCUGAAGGACUGCUGGCCAAACUGGAACAGGAGAUGUCUGAGAUGAGGAGGGGAGAUGCUGAGCUGGAGCAGCUUUCACACACUGAGGACCACAUCUUCUUCUUACAGAGCUGUCAGUCUCUGAGCUCCUCUCCUGUGAUUGGAGGCCUGCCAGCUGUGACCUUCGACCCCAACUUCACCUUUAACAUGGUGAUGUCAUCGGUAGCUGACUUCAGAGGGCUCCUGGAGGAGGUGUGUCAAGGGAGCUUCAUCAGCAUCUACGAGAAAGUGAGAGAGGUGUCUAUUGUAGAGUCACCAAAACCUUCCAGCUGCUUCCAGACUGAUCCAACACAACAAACAGUGUUUGUGGCUCCUCCGCCAGCUCUGGCUGCAGUAGAGCAGACCCCCGGCGGUGGGGGUCUCAACCCGUUCCUCAGCCCCGGAGCUGCGGUCCCCACAUUCGGGGGCUUCGCGUUCUCACCCUUCGGAUCCAAGCUCUCCUCUUCCAGCGGCUCCAGACAGAGGAUGUUGCAGAGGAAAUCACACCCACGCAGGAAGCUGUAACUCAGCCAGAGAGAGAGAAGGGUUUUGCAGAGGAGAGGGGAUGCCUAGAGGUUGAGACUGGGAAGAACGAUGGGAGAGAGAACUGUUUUUGCAGAGGAGAGGGAGAGGGGAUGUCUAGAUGUUGAGACUGUGGGAAGAACGAUGUGAGAGAACGGUUUUGCAGAGGAGAGGGAGAGGGGAUGCCUAAAGCGGAGGUUAAGAUUGUGGGAAGAACGAUGGGAGAGAACGGUUUUGCAGAGGAGAGGGAGAGGGGAUGUCUAGAAGUUGAGACUGGGAAGAACGAUGGGAGAGAGAACAGUUUUUGCAGAGGAGAGGGAGAGGAGAUGUUGAGACUGUGGGAAGAACGAUGGGAGAGAACGGUUUUGCAGAGGAGAGGGAGAGGGGAUGCCUAAAGCGGAGGUUAAGACUGUGGGAAGAACGAUGGGAGAGAACGGUUUUGCAGAGGAGAGGGAGAGGGGAUGCCUAAAGUAGAGGUUGAGACUGUGGGAAGAACGAUGGGAGAGAACGGUUUUGCAGAGGAGAGGGAGAGGGGAUGCCUAAAGUAGAGGUUGAGACUGUGGGAAGAACGAUGGGAGAGAACGGUUUUGCAGAGGAGAGGGAGAGGGGAUGCCUAAAGCGGAGGUUAAGACUGUGGGAAGAACGAUGGGAGAGAACGGUUUUGCAGAGGAGAGGGAGAGGGGAUGCCUAAAGUAGAGGUUAAGACUGUGGGAAGAACGAUGGGAGAGAACGGUUUUGCAGAGGAGAGGGAGAGGGGAUGCCUAAAGUAGAGGUUGAGACUGUGGGAACCUCUCUCUGUCAGACAUAAUGUAGUGAUGAAUCAGUGCUUGUUGCUUUCAACACCAACAGUUAUACAGUAUAACUUUUUAAAGACACGAUUUAUAAUUAUGUUAUUUUUAUUUUUCUUCUCCCCACCCCCCCCCCCCCAGAGAUCUUUAAUUAUAAUAAAUCAGUCUGUAAUGAAUGCUUUUAAGUGACACAAUGAAAUAAAUACACAAAUCUGCUUUUAA
Molecule: messenger RNA, 2430 nt
Organism: Salmo salar (Atlantic salmon)
Lineage: Eukaryota; Metazoa; Chordata; Actinopteri; Salmoniformes; Salmonidae
Source: RefSeq, a predicted model, not a curated record